Messenger RNA from Brienomyrus brachyistius, 4141 nucleotides. RefSeq names its product insulin-like growth factor II. The transcript has 4 exons. Lineage: Eukaryota; Metazoa; Chordata; Actinopteri; Osteoglossiformes; Mormyridae. Bases 134 to 766 code for a protein of 210 amino acids. The record is from RefSeq and is a predicted model, not a curated record. Gene Ontology annotation, molecular function: growth factor activity; hormone activity. Gene Ontology annotation, cellular component: extracellular region.
CACGGAGAACUGUAGCCUGUCGUCUGAUCUUGGGACCGUUUCACGUAACAUCUUUAUUGCCGCAACAUCUGGGGAAGUAAUUAAUUUGCAACUUCAAUACCAAAUACAGUAACAUAUACGGCGCAAUCCAGGCAUGGAAAACCUGCUGCGACAGCGCUACUGUUUUCUCUGUCACACCUGCUUAAGAACUGAAAAAAGGACGAAGAUCGGAAAGAUGCACCCGUUGAAGGUACUUCAGAUGAUUACCAUUGCAUUCUCCUUGUUCGUCCAGUCGGUUUCGUCCGAGACGCUGUGCGGCGGGGAGCUGGUGGACGCGCUGCAGUUCGUGUGUGGCAGCCGGGGGUUUUAUUUUAGUAGACCGACCAGCCGGUUCAACAGCCGGCGGACGCAGAACGGCAUUGUGGAGGAGUGCUGCUUUAAAAGCUGCAGCCUGCGUCUGCUGGAGCAGUACUGCGCAAAGCCGUCCAAGUCCGAGCGGGAUGUGUCCGCCACUGCACUCCCUGCUGUGACAGCCCUGCCAGUGAUAAACAAGGAUGUCCCAAGAAAAUCCUUGACCGUGAAGUAUUCCAAAUAUAUAAUUUGGCAGCGAAAGGCAGCCCAGAGGCUGCGAAGGGGGAUCCCUUCAAUCCUUCGAGCCAAAUGCAGGCGGCAGGCAGGGAAAAUGAAGGCCCAGGAGCAGGUGACCCUCCACAGGCCUCUUAUCAUCCUCCACAGCAAUCUGCAUUCAGUCAUGCCGCCCACAGAAAACUAUGUCAUCAACAAAUGAAUUCAGGAUUGUUUGUACAGACAAGAGUUCAACAAAAAAGACCAGGGGAUUAUAGCUUUCUAUGACAUCACAACUAUGCCAGUCUUCUGAAGUCUUAAUCCUCGCCAUCUCUUACCCUCAUAUAUACACAUUCUCCUGUUUUUAGCUGUCUUUCUCUCCCACACACAUAUAUAUGCUCAAAUAAAAAAUAGGUAAAUACGAAAAACAAAAAAAAAGUGAAGAAAAGAAGAUGAAAGAGGUUUACGGCUUGGCAAGCAACAAGAGGACACAUAGCAGAAUGGUUUUAUUGGGGAGGAAAACAAAAUGUGAAAAGCAAGUAUAAAAGACUUCCAUUACAAGCCAGCUUUCAGAGAAAAGGGCACCUUUUUGUUCCAUAUUAGAUUGCACCUGUUACUAUAAAGAAGUAUAUCCACACUGUAAGGAAUUAUUUUAUUCAAUUAGAUUCCUGUUCCCGCACCUUUUAAUGAGAAACAAAAAUGCAGAAAAGAGCCUGCGAUUGCACAUUGCUAUGGAUUUUGUUUUAAAGUAAAUACAAAUUGCACUUUUUUUCUUUCCUUUUUUCAAAUAAUGAACAUGUAGCUCAAAAAUGUCCUGGUGCUACCUUUGGGAAAGGACUCGAAGUUUUAAAAGUUUAAAAAAGAUGCAGAUUUUUUUUUCUUUGAAAAAUGAUUAAACUUUCUGUUUUAGGAAAAAAGUGUGACUUUGGGAAAAAAAAUUGCUUGCAUUUGGAAAACCUGGAUUUUGUUGGAUACAGAGUGGUAUCCCACAAUGCACCGGUGUCAUGGAAGGUGGAUACAUUAGGGCAUCUGUACUGUUUGAAGUCAUGCUGUAGUGCUCACAAGGGGGAAGCGGUGUGGGGAUGAGCAGAGAGCCAGAGAGGUAAUGUUAUACCUCUGCGAAACCAACAAAAUGCCCCUUUGCUGUAAAAAUGAAAUAUUAUUUUGUUCUGACUGAACUUCAGUCAGUUGCAGAAAGUGUGACAUGUUUCUGUUUUUCUUUCCAUUCUUUGCUGAAAGCAAAAAGCAAAAAAAAAAGAUUAAAAAAAGGUCUUAUUCUUGUAUCAUGACAUUCCACAUCACAAAUAGAAAUGUUCAUUUUUAAGAUAUUUUACUGUUGUGUCAUCAAUAUUUUACAUUCCUAAAAAAGGCACAGAGAAAAACAUUAGUAGUAGGAACUAACAUUUUGUUUUAUAUUGUUUAUCAGUAGUAUUUACAUGCUUUUGCUUGACAACAAAUACUUGAAUGUGUGAUUAGUUUCCAGGGACACCAUGUCUCAAUGUCUUUGAGUCUUGAGCUGUGUUUUGGAAAAAUGAGUUGCCAAGCCUUUUUAACACAGACAAUGAUGGCACUGUAUAAAUACAUUAUUUAUUUUGUGAAAAUAAGUACAAUAUUCAUAUAGAAUUCAUUUAUGAUUCAUUCAUAUAUGUCAAGUAUAUGAAAAUUGUUCUCAAAUACACUUAGCACUGAAGCACAUCUGACAGGCUUGUUUUUUUUUUUUUACUUUUUUUUAAUCCGUGAUGCAUUUUGUAGAUGCUUUGUACCAAAAAAAAAACUCUUUAUUCUCCUUAUGCCAAGUUGUAUUGAUAUUUUUUGUCAUUUGUAUGUUUGAUUUGCCUAGAAUGCCAGUUAAUGCCUAGCAUGGCCAUUUCACCACAAUAAUGAUACCAUAGGAAAAACAGCAGUAUUCAAGAAUGUCUUGAAAUGUAUGUCAAAAUACUAUGUCAGUUAUUUCCAGUGCAUUAUUAUCUUAUCAACUUUAUUAUACAUUUUUUUGUAGAAUUUGUGUAUUAUUUGCACUUGGCCUUUUGUUGUAUUGUGGGUUUAUGUUCUUGGUCAGGUGACUGAUUUGUAGUCACAACUGUUCCUUGAACUUGAUGAUAUCGAGUUGGGUGAGUUAGAGAGUGUGAAAACAAGCUGGGAGAGUUAGAGCGUGUGAUAUAGAGCUGGGUGAGUUAGAGAGUGUGAUAUCAAGCUGGAUGAGAUAGAGAGUGUGAUAUCAAGCUGGGAGAGUUAGAGAGUGUGAUAUAGAGCUGGGUGAGUUAGAGAGUGUGAUAUAGAGCUGGGUGAGUUAGAGUGUAUGAUUACAAGCUGGGAGAGUUAGAGAGUGUGAUAUAGAGCUGGGUGAGUUAGAGAGUGUGAUGUAGAGCUGGGUGUGUUAGAGAGUGUGAUAUAGAGCUGGGUGAGAUAGAGAGUGUGAUAUCAAGCUGGGUGAGAUAGAGAGUGUGAUAUCAAGCUGGGUGAGUUAGAGAGUGUGAUAUCAAGCUGGGUGAGUUAGAGAGUGUGAUAUAGUGCUGGAUUAGAUAGAGAGUGUGAUAUACAGCUGUUCUUUUUUGUUGUUUUGUUCUCCUGAUAUUUUGAAUGAUUGGUUCCUUCCUACAGGUCAGGUGAAUACAGUGCUCUGUAUAUGUGCAGAACAAGAGGAUGUGAAGGUCACACAUCACACCAGGUCACAUUAACAGUCUCAGCCAUCCCUCCAAAUGCAAUGCCAGCAGUAGUCAAUACUACUAGUGUUCCAUCCACCCUCAUCAUACAUCAGUAAAAAAGUUCCUAUGUUGAACAUAAUUAACAAGUGUAAAAACUCAGGAAAUCAUGCACACAUGAAAACACACAUUUAGAGAGAUUUAUAUCGAGGAUGGUGUACAGACUACUUUAAAAAGGACCGCAAUAGUGGAAAAACUACCUGAUAAGUCUAACAGAAUGUAUUUUUGCUUGCUCUGUGAAAUUGACUUUGACCAGUCCCACUGGCAAAGGUAAGGCAGAGGUAAAGAAGAAACAUUCUUGCUACUUCCUCUCCAGCUUUGGCUGGGCAGAGGCGAAGCUCUGUCGGUGUGGAUCAGUGACCUGACCCUGUCGAGCAAAGUGUAUGUCCAAGGGAUUCUGCUUAGUCACGGGGUGUAGGUGUUCUUUCUGAACACUUAAUGGUCUUGCUAUAUAUAUAUAGCAAUAUAUAUAUAUAUACAUAUAUAUAUAUAUAUAUAUAUAUAUAUAUAUAUACAUAUAUAUAUAUAUAUAUAUAUAUAUAUAUAUAUAUAUAUAUAUAUAUAUAUAUAUAUAUAUGUUGGUUUGAGUCAUGUUACAACCCAGUGCAAUUAUGGUUGAUAUUCUUUUAUUUUGAGUUUCUAGACUUGUUUCCCCAAUGACUUUACAUUAUGGUUUGCUGAAUAGUGUUUGUUUCCUCCUAAGACUACAAUCAUAUACGCUACUUGUCUUUUGAAAGACAUAGUUGAAGAGAACCACUUUUUGGAAACUAAGGAUGUGACUUUUAUUUGCCAAUGAGAAUGUUUUAGGAGCUCCCAUGUGUAUUUCACCUCUGCACGUUAGAAAAUGCACUAUCCAUCUACUCUGGUUUAAUAAAACAAUUUAUCAUCUGCCACCA